Molecule: messenger RNA, 771 nt
Organism: Mytilus trossulus (common blue mussel)
Lineage: Eukaryota; Metazoa; Mollusca; Bivalvia; Mytilida; Mytilidae
Product: RYamide receptor-like
Exons: 1
Coding region: 1-771 (256 amino acids)
Biological process (GO): G protein-coupled receptor signaling pathway
Cellular component (GO): plasma membrane
Molecular function (GO): G protein-coupled receptor activity
Source: RefSeq, a predicted model, not a curated record
AUGGAAGAAAACUCAACCAGAAAUUCAACCAGUUUUUUUGGUCGGAUAUCAAAUCCAAAACUUGACAUCGAAGCUUUGACCGGGCUGAUACUUUUAUACUCGCUUACAACUCUGUUGUCCAUAAUAGGGAAUAUAUUCGUCAUCAUAGUUUUUAAAAAUGGAAACCGGUCCCGGACGGAUUUGCGGCCUUUUCUGAUUAACUUAGCUAUAGCUGAUCUUAUGAUGGCUCUGUUUUGCAUGCCCUUUACAUUUGCCGAUGCUGUUUUCGGUACAUGGAUAUUUUUGAAGGAAUUAUGCCCGAUCGUUCUUUUUGUUCAAAUGAUGUCUGUGGCGGCCAGUGUUUUUACAAAUAUGGCGAUCGGAAUCGACCGAUUCUUGGUUGUUAUGUACCCUCUUCAUCACCGUUUUACUCUUCAACGAUACAAGUAUGUUAUGAUUGCCAUUUGGAUUAGUUCCGUAACUUUUGGGUCUGUUCAACUUAUUGUUGCAAGGACUACUCGAAUGAAUUCCGGAUUACUGAAAUGUGACGAGGUCUGGUCUUCGCCAUAUUCGAGAAAAGUGUAUACCAUUUUCAUUCUGUUAUUUACCUAUAUUAUACCACUGGUGAUUUUAGCUGUGACUUACUCAAUUGUUGCAUUUCUCCUAUGGAAAAGAACAUCUCCGGGAAAUAAAGAUCGUUACAGGGAUUAUCUGCAGUGGCGUUCAAAGAUUAAGGUAAAACAAAUUACAUUUGUCAGAUUAUCUCCAUUAUCACCAUCAUGGCAACUUUGA